Prunus armeniaca (apricot) is the source of this 990-nucleotide messenger RNA. The record is from the annotation of a GenBank genome assembly. NCBI's taxonomy places the organism in Eukaryota, Viridiplantae, Streptophyta, Magnoliopsida, Rosales, Rosaceae.
AUGGCGAAAAAUGUUAUGCAUGCGGUUCAGUAUGAUGGCUACGGUGGAGGACCUUCCGGCUUAAAGCAUGUUGAAAUUCCAAUUCCCAAUCCAAACAAAGAUGAGGUGUUGCUGAAAUUGGAGGCAGCUAGUCUGAACCCAUUUGAUUGGAAAGUUCAGAAAGGCAUGCUGUGGCCAUUGUUGCCUCGCAGAUUUCCACACAUACCUGGUACUGAUGUGGCAGGAGAGGUUGUACAGGUAGGACCAGGAGUGAAAAAAUUCAAAGCUGGUGACAAAGUUGUAGCUAUGGUUAAUCCUCGUAAUGGAGGCGGACUAGCUGAGCUUGCCGUGACUAAGGAAAGCUUGACUGCUGCAAGGCCACCUGAAGUUUCAGCAGCCACUGCCGUAGGAUUACCUGUUGCUGGUCUCACUGCUCACCAGGCCCUUAUCCAAUCUGCUGGGAUCAAGCUUGAUGGAAGUGGUAAGCAAGCAAACGUUCUGAUCACAGCUGCUUCGGGCGGUGUAGGUCUCUAUGCAGUUCAACUAGCAAAGCUCGGAAACACUCAUGUGACAGCCACUUGUGGAGCUCGUAACCUUGAAUUGGUCAAGAGCCUAGGUGCUGAUGAGGUUAUUGACUACAAGACCCCAGAAGGAGCAACUCUGAAGAGUCCAUCUGGUCGAAAAUAUGAUGCUGUGAUCCAUUGUGCAACUGGCAUUCCUUGGUCAACUUUUGAGCCUAAUUUGAGUACAAAUGGUAAGGUAAUAGAUAUCACUCCCGGCCUCAGUGCCGUAGCGAACUUUGCUCUGGGAAAACUUACCUUUUCCAAGAAGCAACUGGUGCCACUGCUCUUAUCUCCCAAGGCUCAGAACCUGGAUUAUCUUCUUAAGUUGGUGAGAGAAGGGAAGCUCAAGACAAUAAUAGACUCAAAGUAUCCCCUGACCAAGGCAGAGGACGCUUGGGCUAAGAGCAUUGAUGGGCAUGCUACUGGAAAGAUAAUUGUGGAGCCUUAG